AGUAAAAAAUGUUGCAAGAAUGUUAGCAACUAUGGGAGUAGCAAGAUAAAACCCCUAAACAAUUUGAUACCUUUAUUAUUUAGAAAGCACAAUUAUAAUUUACACCGCAGUUCACUGACAAGUUAAAUCUCCCAACAAUAGGAAAAAUCGAGCGAAAAACCGAAAAAUGUGAAAAUGUUUAAUCAGUUACUGGUUAAACCAGUUCAACGAACCUGUAACAGUUCCCAUCUCUUCCCACCAAAACCCCGAUUUUGGCUUCCACGAAACGCCCUCACCACCGUACCUGAAUCUCCACCGGUUUCCGAAGACGCCACCGCAGCAAAACUCGUCCUCGAAUCAGAUCCAUCAUCCCUCCCCGAAACCCUAUCAAAUCACUCUUUCCAAUGGACCCCACAGCUAGUCAACAACGUUCUAAAGCGACUAUGGAACCACGGACCCAAAGCCCUACAAUUCUUCAAACACCUAGAACGCCACCCAACUUACAUUCACUCCCCAUCAAGCUUCGAACACGCCAUCGACAUCGCAGCCCGAUUGCGUGAUUACAACACUGCUUGGGCUUUCGUUGGCAGAAUGCGGGCUCUCCGUAUCGGCCCGACUCCUCGAGCAUUCGCUAUACUCGCUGAAAGGUAUGCCACCGGUGGAAAAGCCCACCGGGCAGUGAAAGUGUUUUUGUCUAUGCACGAACACGGUUGCCACCAGGAUUUGAAUUCAUUCAACACAAUCCUCGACGUUCUCUGCAAGACGAGACGCGUUGAGAUGGCUCAUAGUUUGUUCAAAACAUUCAAAGGUAGGUUUAGAUGUGAUAGUGUUAGUUACAACAUAAUGGCUAAUGGUUGGUGUUUAAUUAAGCGAACGCCAAUGGCGUUACAGGUUAUGAAGGAGAUGGUGGAGAGAGGAAUUACGCCGACGAUGGUUACUUAUAAUACUUUGCUCAAAGGGUAUUUUAGGUGUAAUCAGUUGAGGGAAGCUUGGGAGUUUUUUCUGGAGAUGAAGAAGAGGAAAUGUGAAAUUGAUGUUGUUACUUACACUACAAUGGUUCAUGGGUUUGGUGUUGCUGGUGAGGUUAAGAGAUCGAAGAGGGUUUUCGAUGCGAUGGUGAAAGAGGGUUUGGUUCCUUCUGUUGCUACUUAUAAUGCCUUGAUUCAGGUUUUGUGUAAGAAGGAUAGUGUGCAGAAUGCUUUGUUGGUUUUUGAAGAGAUGGUGGGAAAAGGGUGUGUGCCUAAUUUGACUACUUACAAUGUUGUUAUCAGAGGUUUGUGUCAUUCAGGUGAAAUGGAGAAAGCUUUGGAGUUUAUGAAGAGAAUGGAAGAACAUGGGUGUAGGCCAAGUGUUCAAACAUACAAUGUUGUGGUACGUUAUUAUUGUGAUGAUGGGGAACUUGAAAAGGGUUUGGAGUUGUUUGAAAAGAUGGGGAAUGGGACUUGUUUGCCCAAUUUGGACACCUAUAAUAUUCUGAUUAGUGCCAUGUUUGUGAGGAAGAAAUCGGAGGAUUUGGUGGUGGCUGGGAAGUUGUUGAUGGAGAUGGUUGGUAGAGGUUUCUUGCCCCGAAAGUUUACUUUUAAUCGGGUGUUAAAUGGACUUGUUUUAAUGGGGAAUCGAGAUUUUGCUAAUGAGAUAUUAAGAAUGCAAAACAGGUGUGGUCGUGUUCUCCGUCAUAUGAAAUUAUGACAAUGUUUGGAUUUGGUUCCCCGGAACAACCAUUUCUGUUGUCCCCAUGCAUUACUCUGUAUUAUGAACUGGUUUUAUGGCUUGAGAUUGUUGCUUCACAAGUUUGAGAGUAAAAUCCAAGUCUUUCAAGGGGAAAAUGAGGCUAUCACAAAUUCACAGUGUUUGAAGUAAGAAUAAUGGCAUUUUUGACACAAUUGGUUUGACUUUCAGUCAUGCAAUUUAAGAACUGAGGGUUGAAGAGCUCCCUAAUUCACCACUGCUUUUCAAUGAGAAAGUGCCCAUGAUAUUAUACUUUUAGCAAGUAUCAUCUACAACAGAACAUGGUUGGAGCUUCAAAUAAUGUUUCUACUUUUUUUUUUAGUUCUUCUGUUAGGCUUCCUGUUCGAGAUAAUCUAAAUGCAACCAAAAUUCAUGAGAAGAAGUCAUUUCCACCCUUCACUGGUUGCAAGAUGUGACUUGAUGCUUAUCAAUGUAUAUUUAUAAGUAUUCUGAUAGCAUUCUCGAAUACCAUUGUAUUUAGCCUCUUCAAUCCUCAGCAAACUAUUUUUGAAGUCUCAACGGUUUCAGGAUUAUUUAGAAUCUGAGUUCUUCCUGACCUUUUAAUUCAUCAUGUCUAGCUUGUAGCACAUUUCUGGCUGCAACAAAAACAUCUGUAAUGGCAACCAAUUGUUUAUGUUGAAUUUUGCAGUAACAAAAUAAGUUCGUUACACAUGAUA
Lathyrus oleraceus (garden pea) is the source of this 2384-nucleotide messenger RNA. RefSeq names its product pentatricopeptide repeat-containing protein At1g74900, mitochondrial. Lineage: Eukaryota; Viridiplantae; Streptophyta; Magnoliopsida; Fabales; Fabaceae. Bases 175 to 1668 code for a protein of 497 amino acids. The record is from RefSeq and is a predicted model, not a curated record. The transcript has a single exon. Gene Ontology annotation, molecular function: protein binding.